Messenger RNA from Aphis gossypii (cotton aphid), 1951 nucleotides. RefSeq lists its product as uncharacterized. Bases 675 to 1058 code for a protein of 127 amino acids. The record is from RefSeq and is a predicted model, not a curated record. The transcript is spliced from 2 exons. NCBI's taxonomy places the organism in Eukaryota, Metazoa, Arthropoda, Insecta, Hemiptera, Aphididae.
AUACAUAAUUGAAAUUUUUAAGUAUUCAUGUAUUUAUAUUUGCAUUAGAUACCGAAAAUAGUUUUCUUGAACACUAUAGUAUAAGAGAUCUCAGUUUGUGUCAUGCAAAGAAAUUUUGCUUGAUCUCUGCAAUACUGUACUUCAAUCAUAUGGAAAAAAAGAGACAACACUUCAAGAAACGUCAGAAUGUAAUAGCCUUACAGACACACAACGCUAUCAAAGGUGUCACUGUAAAAUAAAGCAUACAACGAAUAAAUGCACCCAUCGAGUAGUUGGGAAAUUAUGAAAUUCAAAGUCGCAUAGUUCAUUAUCGUUUGGAAAUAAAUAAUUAUAUUAAAAAAAAUUUAAAAUGUUUCGUCAAGUGGUUGCCGCUCUACUGUAUAUUAGGUGUCGUGUGGUUAUCUAUUAUAUAUAGGAGUACUAAAUUUGAAUCCAAUGAUACGUAUAAUAGUUGUAUACGAAAAACGAUUCAGAAUGGAGAUGAUUUGUCAGCCUAGGACAACAAGUAAUUAAUAACUAUAAAAAAAAUACAAAAUUAUUUGAUAGUAAAUCGUUAUUUAACAAAUGAAUACAAAUUUAAACUAAGGAUAAUUUUUUUUUAACUGGCCAACAUUCAAGUUUUUUUUAUAAUUAUUGUCCAUACCUCUGUUGAUGGCCCGCGGUACAACGCUGGGAUGGUCAUCGCCGAUGAUGACACGUUAAAAGCCACGGCACCGAUUCACCUAACUUCGGACCAAAAGUCUCGGAUGGUAACUCUGAUCGACGUCGUCUACAUACUGCUAUUGUUACCGGCCGGCAUUAUGGUGGACCAAAUCGGCCGAAAACUGUCUGUGUAUUUGACCGUGCCGAUAAUGUCAGCCGGCUGGAUAUUGAUACUGACCACUCGGCAGAAUAUACUGAAUGUCAUACCCAUCGGAAAGGAUUGUACGGUCUCAGUUUCAAGAAAUGUAAUAACGGAAAUAAUGCAACACUCGGAUACGAUGACCGUACCCUACGGAUUACCAUUCGUUAACAGAUGUUCUUUGGGUGGAUUCCCGGCUUCAAAAAAUUAUGACUAAGCAAGGUAAAACAGUAAAAUACAAUAUGAUUCCCUUGAUGUUUUUAUUUCAGUAUAAAAUGUAUACAUCUUAUGAAAAAUGUGGGGAAAUUCUAACUAAAGGAUACAGUAGGUCAAAAUAUGAAACGAAAAAUAACACAGCAAACAAAUUUUUGGACAAGCUGGUAUCUAUUUCUGAAAUAAAUGACCAUUUAAGAACAAACCUAGCAUGUCUAAAGUAAUGAAGCGAGAAAUGACGCAGCGAGUAACGAACAAAGUAUGUUUACCAAUUUCAUUGGUAAAUUUCAAUAUUUAUGCUUAACUCGUGCUUGGAACCUACCAAAAUAUCAAUACUAUCAAGUUAUUGAAGUUGAAUACAAUAAUAAAGAACAUUUGUACAUCGUAAUAUGUUCUGCUGGGCCCUAUGAAUCCAAAGGCGUAGGUAAAACCAAGAAAAUCGCAAAAAUCCAGCAGUUUAGUUUGUUUCUUGAGCAAAUUAAUUUGAAUCAACACACUUCUCGUAAUAAUAACACACAUAAAACAAAUCGAAGCUCAAUACGAUAACACAAAAAAAAUAUCGAAGUAUUGUGAUAUUCUUAAGUUUAUGGUCAUGACUUUAACCAAUUAUUAUCAUUUAAAAUAAAGUUAUGCAAAAAAAUAAAAAAAUGCAAUUCAUUGGAUGAACUUAAUAUGAGUGCUUUUAAAUUUUUGGCAAAACUUGCAAAUGAAGAAAUCUUAAGUAUUACAUACAUAUCAUAUCAAAAAAAUUGUCAAAAUUAUAAAAUUGAGAUGUUUUCAAAAAUAGAAAGAGUUAAACCCGUCAUUAUUUGCCUAAAUAGAGGAAAAACACACGAAGAGGCUAAAAAUGCAGCUGCCAAAACUGCAUUAAAAUAAAUAAAAUAUUUCUUAAACUAA